Anopheles moucheti is the source of this 4929-nucleotide messenger RNA. It is a transcript of the gene step, whose product is annotated as cytohesin-1. Gene Ontology annotation, biological process: regulation of ARF protein signal transduction. Gene Ontology annotation, molecular function: guanyl-nucleotide exchange factor activity. Lineage: Eukaryota; Metazoa; Arthropoda; Insecta; Diptera; Culicidae. The transcript has 10 exons. The record is from RefSeq and is a predicted model, not a curated record. Bases 457 to 1686 code for a protein of 409 amino acids.
UGUAAAAAAACAAUAGCUACAAUAAAGACGCGACGAGAAUUUCUGUGCCAAGUGUUUACGUGAGAAUGUGAUGUUUUUGUGGUUAAUUAUCGGGGCGUUCCACAUAGGGCUAGCUAGCCUGGCGGUUCUAAGCAGAAUUACCGCUGAGUGUGUAAUGGAAAUUUGUAAAAUCUCGUCCCGCGUCGUGAACGCCUUUUAAGGUGGCUGUGUUAUUGUUCCCGUACCUAAAGCCUCUUUACGUGAAAAUCGUCUGCUGCUUAAUUGAUUUCUGUAUCCUGUUUUCGGUUAGUUUUACGUGAUACUGUGAUUCGGUGUGCACCGUUAAAGAUUGAUAAAUAGUGCAGAGUGUUGCGAAAAUUGGUGCGGUAACACGCGCGUGCAUGAUUCAGCUGAGUUGGUUGGAAAAUUCGGAAAAGCGCAUCCGCGACAACGACGACAACAACAACGGAGAGAACUAUGGUCAACACAAUGGAAAGCUCGUACGCAACGAUGUCAAACAUUUCGCAGCACACAGAAAACUUCCCACUGCCAGAGCUAACACCAGAGCAGCAGAAACUAUUGAUAGAGCUGCGUAGGAAGAAACAGGAGAUAUUACUCGAGAUACAGCAAAUCAACGAUGAGCUGAACGAGGUCGAGUCGGAGAUGAAAUCCCACGAAAGCAAGGAGGAGAACAAACAUUCCAACAAAGACAAACAGAUGGCGCUCGGGCGGAAAAAGUUCAACAUGGAUCCAAAGAAAGGAAUAGAAUUUUUAUAUGAAAACCAGCUUCUAAGGACAGAUCCCCAGGAUGUGGCGCAGUUCCUGUACAAAGGAGAAGGUCUCAACAAAACGGCAAUCGGUGAUUAUUUGGGUGAAAAGAAUGACUUCAACGAGCAAGUACUGAAGGCCUUUGUAGAGUUACACGAUUUUACGAAUCUUAUACUGGUGCAAGCUUUAAGACAAUUCCUCUGGUCAUUCAGACUGCCCGGCGAGGCGCAGAAGAUCGAUCGCAUGAUGGAAUGCUUCGCCCAGCGGUACUGCCAGCUCAAUCCAGACAUCUUCACCAACACGGACACGUGCUACGUGUUGAGCUUUGCCAUCAUUAUGCUCAACACAUCGCUCCACAAUCCAUCGGUCAAAGAGAAGCCUACGGUUGAACAGUUCAUUUCGAUGAACCGUGGUAUCAACAAUGGGGGCGAUUUACCGCGCGAACUGUUGGAGUCCUUGUAUGAGUCGAUACGAGCAGAACCGUUUAAAAUACCUCAGGACGAUGGUAAUGAUCUGAUGCAUACCUUCUUCAAUCCGGACAAAGAAGGAUGGCUAUGGAAGCAGGGUGGAAGAUAUAAAUCGUGGAAACGAAGAUGGUUCAUCCUGAACGAUAACUGUCUUUACUACUUCGAGUACACCACCGACAAGGAACCGAGGGGGAUUAUUCCACUGGAAAACAUUGCGGUGCGCGAGGUAACGGACCGUAGUAAACCGCACUGCUUCGAGCUGCAUGCAAGCGGCGGCGCGGACAUCAUCAAGGCAUGCAAAACCGACAGUGAGGGCAAGGUGGUAGAAGGUAAGCACACCGUCUACCGAAUGUCUGCCGCGACCGAGGAGGAACAGCAGGAGUGGAUCAGCCGCCUAAACCAGUCGAUCAGCCACAAUCCGUUCCACGACAUUCUAGUACAAAGGAAAAAGAAAGCCCUGGCAAAAAGUUAGUUAGCGCUGUCCUGUUUGAAGAACUAAAACUAAAAGUCUACUACAAAAUUUGGCACCCUCAAAAACAAACAAAACAACAAAUAGCGCCAUGCAUACACAUACACACAAAAAACAAAACGUGCAUACAAACAAACGAAACAUAACAGCAACAAAAAAUGUUCUCAUCAGCCACAGUUCCAUAAUGCAAAUAGAAGAAAAAGUUGAACGAAAAGACAAAACGUGUGAGGAAUAAGCAUAACAUUUUAAAACAAUCGCUAAAUUACCAAAAAACGAAACUAAACAUUAAACAAGGCUGCUGGUGGAUCGAAUGAUGAAGGAACCGUGAAAGAUGCAAACAUUUUUAUGAUAAAUUCAAAUGUAAACGUGCUUAAAGAAAGCAACAAACCAUUAGGCUAUACAUUUUAAGUGAGAAAAAGAAAAAUGUUUCCCCCCCACAUAAAGCCACAUUCAGUAAUGCGCGUGACAUCCAUUCACCCGAUCGGCACUGCAUUUGGAUCGUGCUUUUCGUCUCUAUUAACGCACCGUAACGCCUGUAACGCUUGCUCGACGCUAGGAAACAGCAUCAUUUAGUCGAGUUUCUGUUUUUUGCUGAUUGUAUUUUGUGCGGUAAAUAACCACGGUUUGUCUUUUUGCCUGCCAGUGUAUUGCGUGCGUGUGCCUGCCUGUGUGUAAAUGUUCCGUGCCCUUCCCAGUGUUGAUCGUGCCGGAAGCUUUGCGAAGCCGUGUAACAAUCGUGGGCCAACAAUGAAGAAAAUGAUCGUACGUGUUUGUUUGUUUGUUCGUUCGUUUGUUCAAAGGUUAGGUUAGUUAGUUGAAAGUUAGUUAAUCAAAGUAAUGUGCAGUUGAUAUGUUUAGGUAGUGUCAGAGCUUAGUUUAAUUGUCAUAUUGCCGUUGGGUUUCUGUGUUAGCGAAAGGGUAACAAUUACUAUCUUCCUUCCUGUCGCGCACUACAGAUCGGAUGAUUUUGCUCCGUUUCUGUGUGUGUUGUGGAAUGUUUUUAACUUGUGUUCUUUGGACAGUAUUUUUGUUUACCUGUCCAGUUAGCUUCCAGUGUGUGAGUUUCUCCGUUCCCAACCCCAUCCAUGGCGGGCUGUAAGAGAAGAAGAGGGUGCACCGUGUGUUGAAUUGUAUAUGCAAGGAUAUAGUGCGAACUUGACAGCGAUCCGGCGGUGGAUCGUAACUGUGAUCAUGAUGAUAAUAGCGAGUGGAGAGAGAGAAACUGAGAGAACGGUAUAAAUGUAGUGAAAAUGUUUUGUUUUGAGCAAUAGAAACAAUAGCGUCGUGCAACAAGAACACUCACAUAGUUGUAAAUAUCAGUCAGAUAGUUCAGUUAGCAGUUACUAGAUGUGCGCGUGUUCGAGGUGUAAGUCAGCACCAGAUUAAUCGACCCUCAGUACAUUUUUACUCGAGCAUUGUUGUGUUGCGUUCAAUUAUUCAAAUUGUAUAUUUUAUCGUAAAAAUGCUCUAGAACUUAUUUUUUCCAAGUUCCAAACCAGUUUCCGAACCCCUCAUGGGCCAGUUGGUCAGUUUUUUUUGUUUCUUUAGUUAGUCAACAGUUACGCGAAUGGGCGAAACUUUACUUUACACACUACACAUUUACUACACAAGAGAUUGAACAUUCACAAUCGAAACCCUUGUCCACAUAUAACCCAAAGCAGCAAGUCAGAUAUACUCUUCAUGGCAAAACAUCCUCAAAGAUAUUAGCAUAUAGCAAACGGAUACCAGCAUAAGUGAUGUAUUGGAGUGCCACAAAGACACACAAUAGCAUGUAUAAACAUUAAUAAUAAUGCUCGCAAAAGGCGCUUCUCCUCAGAACCAAUCGUAGACCUAUAUCGUAAGAGAUGCUACACAGUAUCAUCGCCUGCAAGGUGUGACCCUCAUUUAAACAACUCCAACGUUCCACGCUGUACUAUAAGUGAAUGUUGAGUUUUCGAAAUAUCAUCCCCAAACGCGGCAUUCCCAAUCCAACGACGAUGCAGCCUCGUCCCGAAUUUAUUGCGCGUGCUCUUUUGUUUGCGGAAACGCUUAUUUAUACGCCAACGCCACCGAAAUCUUCUCCAAAACCCCGCCGAGUGUCUGCAUCGCGUACAAAAGAAAGCAUCUCAAAUUAAAAUCCUAUCCCAUCGGUCGGUUUUGUAAUGCAACGAUCUACAUAUAUCCCUCGUCUAAUUGGUAGGAGGCCCUCUCCCUUAAUUAUUAACUCGUGUAAACUCAAUCAACUCAACUCUACUCGACCCAAUGCAUCGUUGUCGCGCAUUAUUGUAAAGAGUAAAAGCCACAAAAGAGAGAAAGAGAGAGAGAGAGAGAGAAAAUAUAGACCCCAAACAUAUAUGGAUCGAUGCUGUAGGGACAUAACAAAAAAACAUCAAGCCAGGAUUGGAACCGUUGGAAAAUGGAGAACUUCGGGAACGACGAACCCGUGUUGUAGGCUAAAUUUAUAGCAUGUAGUUGUAAUGCGGUACUGAAUUUAUUGGUUGAACAUGAAGAAGUGUGACGAAGAAUGUGAAUCGCGCGUGUGUGUUUUGUUUUUUUUUUUUUGUUACAAAUAGUUGUUGCAACAUGCCUUUCGCGUUUGUUGUAUCGCGGUCCUUCCGCUGGAUAAUUUGCCCGGCGCUAGUGACCAAAGGAAAGAACGAUUGAUUGAACGGGUUUAAUUUUGAAGUAUUCUGCUCACUAAGCUAGCUUAACCACGUAGGCAUUGCCAUCGAGAUGUAGUUUUUUUUUCCGGUUUCAUUUCGGAGCCGUUCCAGUUCGUGUUGGUAGGAAUGUUUUUAAUUUGAUGCGUACUACAUCGCAUGAAAGUUAAUUUCCCAGCAGACACUGAUAAGACAAGGAUCGAUCGACACCGCCUGGGAGCGAACUGUCGUGAAAAGUGGUGGAAACCCUGUGGUGCGGGCUGGAAACGUUCCUCCAAAAAUCAUUUCACACGUCAGAUAAUGGAAAUUGGAAACAUUCCACCGAGAGUGCAUCCGGUUCGAUCCUGGGGAGGGCAGAUCGUAUCGAGUAGAGAAAAAUCGAAUAAUACGAUAAUGAAUAGGUGCCCCCUCGCCCAUCCCUCUUUCGAUCGAUUCGAUAAUGAUGAUUGAAAUUCGAUAAUAAAAAAGAGCAUAAAUAAAGACUAACAAGCGGGAAACACAGACACACACUCGCUCAUAUCCCGGAUAGUUACCGCCGGGUGUUGUGCUGUUACCGUUCAGAACUGCAUCGAUUGCACUGGCACCCGUCGGUGGUGGACCGAAUGCC